Messenger RNA from Sinocyclocheilus rhinocerous, 852 nucleotides. RefSeq names its product apoptogenic protein 1, mitochondrial-like. Gene Ontology annotation, biological process: intrinsic apoptotic signaling pathway. Bases 231 to 827 code for a protein of 198 amino acids. The transcript has 5 exons. NCBI's taxonomy places the organism in Eukaryota, Metazoa, Chordata, Actinopteri, Cypriniformes, Cyprinidae. The record is from RefSeq and is a predicted model, not a curated record. Gene Ontology annotation, cellular component: mitochondrion.
GUACUGAUGCAUGAGCGAGGUGAAGGACUUUUGUUUUAAAUUUAUCUACCAUGUUAAAAAUGAACUGAAAUUCCAGUCGUUGGCGGUAAUGCGCCAAUCAGUUAGGUUGCCAACCGCCAAUGAAGAAGAAGAAGAAGAAGAAGUUAAUGUACUGAAGAUUCAUGCUGUAACGGAGGCCAGUGGAGAAAUUGUACUUAUUAUUUUUGGUCAAGGUCAAUGGCUCAUCAACGAUGAAUGUAAAAACAGGCAGUUAUUUAAUAUGUAGGUCUCUGCGUUGCGUUAGGUCCCUGCGCUGUCGAGGUCAACGGCAAAGCGCAAGCCAACCACCGAAACAUGUCAAGCGAUCAGAGAAGACUGGAUUCAGUCCAGAAGCAACAUCAAAAUAUGACUGGAUUGGUCCACCAGACAGACUGUCAAACCUGAGGCCGAUCAGAUACCACAUCCCAGAGAAUGAGACACCACUGGAAAGGAAGUUGAGGCAUCUGAGACAGGAGACUGAAGACUGGAGUCACGAGUUCUGGACUAACCAGAACUUCACAUUUAGCAAGAAAAAGGAAGAAUAUGUGAGAUCACAACUGUCGGCAAAAGGGUUGUCAGAGAGAGAUGAUGAUGGAAGGAAAAGGACUUUAAGCAGUGAGGAAAUGGCAGUAUUCUACAAACACUUCUUGGACCAAAACAUUACAAGGCAUGCCAGUUAUAACAGGGAAUGGUAUAGAAGGAAUUUCACCAUUACACUUCUGAUGGCGAGAGUAGCUCUACACAACACAUGGAGGACACUGACUGGACAGACGAGGGGAACUGGACGAGAGAAAGGCAAAACUACAUGAAAUGCAAAUAAAGACUGUAAAUCAA